Penicillium alfredii is the source of this 1908-nucleotide messenger RNA. RefSeq names its product putative ubiquitin C-terminal hydrolase. Gene Ontology annotation, cellular component: nucleus; cytosol. The transcript has a single exon. Lineage: Eukaryota; Fungi; Ascomycota; Eurotiomycetes; Eurotiales; Aspergillaceae. The record is from RefSeq and is a predicted model, not a curated record. Gene Ontology annotation, biological process: protein deubiquitination. Bases 1 to 1908 code for a protein of 635 amino acids. Gene Ontology annotation, molecular function: cysteine-type deubiquitinase activity; cysteine-type endopeptidase activity.
AUGCAAGAAAGGCCGACCACGGUCGCCGCCUAUGCGGCCGGGGCCUCGCUCGCGGCCGUCGCUCUCUUCUACGUGUUCGGUCCGAAUUAUACCAUCGACGGAGACGAGUCCAACGACAGCAACCGCAAGAAGAGCAUCGUGGGCCUGUCAAACCUCGCCAAUGAUUGCUUCAUUAAUUCGGUGCUGCAGGCCUUGGCCGGGUUGGGGGACCUGCGGGUGUACUUGAUCCGGGAGCUGCACCGGCGCGAACUGGAUGGGCCAGAAAUCUACAACACUGCGCCCGGCCCGGACGAGCUCUCGCGCGGGCAGCGGCCGGACAAGGUGCGGGAAUUACAACAAGGAUUGAUCACGCGGGCGCUGAAGGAGAUGCUGGACCGGCUGAACGAGCGGCCCAUCUACAAGAAGACCAUUUCGGCGCGUGGUUUUAUUCAGGCGUUGGAAUACGCGUUCCGCACUCGCAUCAGUCGCAACCAGCAGGAUGCGCAGGAGUUUCUGCAGAUUAUUCUCGAGCGACUGUGCGAUGAAUAUCACGCUGGUGUCCGCGCCAGGAAGCGCGCGCUCGGCCCCAGAACUGUGCCUGCUGGUCCAGGCUCGGUGGGAGCAGUGCCCGAAGCUAAUGCACCGGACAGCCCGGCCGAAGUCGAGGUGCGGAUUGAUGACGGGUCGGCCAAUGGACUGCCGGCCAUCAUUGACACCAAAUUGAGAGAAAUUGACAGCGAGUCUGGGUUCCCGUUUGAGGGCAAGCUGGAAUCGCAGAUCGAGUGCCAAUUCUGCCACUAUCAGUAUAAGCCGAACCAGACAGCGUUUGUCAACUUGACCUUGCAAGUCCCGCAGAAGAGCUCGACCACGCUCAGCGCAUGUUUCGACGGCCUCUUGAAGACCGAGUAUAUCGAGGAUUUCCGCUGCGAUCGAUGUCGCCUACAGCACGCUGUGGAUAUGAAGAACCAAGAGAGAGCUCGAACACGCUCAAAAAGCGACCGGGAACGGCUGGACAUAGAGAUCCCACGCAUUCGGGGAGCCCUCGAGACGGACCCUGAAGGCGAGCUCGAGGGGGUUACGUUGCCCCCAUCCGAGACGGCCCCGAAACGAAGAAUUGCGCGACAUAUGCGGAUCGUCGAUUUUCCCAAGGUCAUUGCCAUCCACUUGUCCCGGUCGAUCUUUGACCGGAGCAGCUCCACCAAGAAUGCGGCCAAGGUGUCCUUCCCCGAGCAACUGCCUCUCGGGGGCAUCUUGAACCAGACGUGGUACAAGCUGCUGGGGAUCGUAUGCCAUAAGGGCAGCCAUCACAGCGGGCACUACGAGUCGUUCCGACGCAACCAUCUGUACCCACCUUUUUCUACACCAGAAGUCUUCAGCUCCUAUGCGCAGAGCCGCGCGACGAGUGAGAACCCAUCGGCAGCAGCGAGUCCACGGCUGGCACCGCGCAGCAGCCCCGAAGAUGUCGGUGGCAGCAGCAGCGUUUCGACGGGCACCUCGUCGGCCUCGCUGUCGGGUGCUUCAGCUUCUGCGUCGCAACUGACCCCUCAAUUACCGCGGCCAGCGACGUCCAGCUCACGCCGCUCUAUUCAGAGCACUCACUCCCGAUCCUCGGCAUCUCAACAGACCCUGUCCCCGUCUUCGGGCAGCAACAGCCCCACGACAGACCAGGGUCGCUGGAGUGCUUCGUCGCAAUCUUCACGGACCAUUCCCCGGCCGUCGCUCGACACCCCCACGGGGGUUGGGGCACGACUCCGACGGCGUCGCAAGGCGAAUGACCGGUGGUGGCGCAUAUCGGACGAAAAGAUCAAGGAAUGUAAGACCUCCGACGUGCUGGGCAUGCAGCGAGAAGUCUACCUCCUGUUCUACGAAUUGGAGAAGCCCCAUUCGAGCCCCGCAGCUGCCGAGGGGCGUUCGCCGUCCCGUACAUAA